AUGCGUUCUCAUAUACUGACAAUGAAAUAUCAGCUUCGAAAUCAACAUUUUAAUUUUGUUUUCUUAUAUUUUAUUAAACACGGAUUUAAGAAUCGACGGCAACCAUAUUUGGAUUAUACCUGCCCCAGUGGAGAUCCGCUGUUGAGUACGAAAUGUCCCAUUACAGCAACCAAGCAGGAUGUCUAUAUUGUUACUACCACUAUUUGGCAACGAAAAUAUCAGGACAAUUAUCGUUGUCAAUGUCACCAACGUCCACUCCAUACAAGUAGAACACCUACAUUACCAUCUAAACAAUUGACAACGAUCAAAUCUAAUUGGUUAUUUGUGAUAACAUCAGCAACCGCAAUUUUACGAGGAUAA
Messenger RNA from Adineta ricciae, 360 nucleotides. The record is from the annotation of a GenBank genome assembly. Lineage: Eukaryota; Metazoa; Rotifera; Eurotatoria; Adinetida; Adinetidae.